Molecule: messenger RNA, 3479 nt
Organism: Actinia tenebrosa (Australian red waratah sea anemone)
Lineage: Eukaryota; Metazoa; Cnidaria; Anthozoa; Actiniaria; Actiniidae
Product: major facilitator superfamily domain-containing protein 12
Biological process (GO): carbohydrate transport
Cellular component (GO): plasma membrane
Molecular function (GO): symporter activity
Source: RefSeq, a predicted model, not a curated record
UAAUGGGUUUGAUCUUGUAUUUGUGCAGUUUUAAUCUCUCAAACCAAUUGUGGUUGUUGUCUAAUGUCGUUCUAUGCAGGCGGCAGAUUUUCGGUAUAAAAUGUGGUUCAUUAACAAGCCUUCAAUUCCAAAACAUCUCUCUUCCAACCAACCAUGAAUUUAAAAGUGAUUUAUUAUUAAAUGCUGUGCUUAUAUUUAAUACAGAUUCGAUUUUAAUGAGAAGAUUUAGGGAACCUCUAUUGUCUCGACUGAAGGAAAAUAUGGAAAAUAAUUAAGGAGCUUUUUUCUUUAUUUGCUGAGACGUUUAACUCCAAACUUGCCUUUGGAAUCAAUAUUCCUUCAUACAAAAAUUUAACUAGUACUCGUAUCUUAUCGUGGUGUAGAUAUUUAAUCAAGAGCUAUUUCCUAAUGCUGUAAGAGCAUUUAAUCACAAGUACAGUGUGCACAAUUUAUAUUCAUAUCCUAUUAGAAAUUGGGUCCAACAGACCUCGAAAUCUUGAUCAGAAAAGUUUGGAGUCUGCACUAGCCAUACGAAGCUCGACUUGGCAUCAAGAUGGAAUGGGUGUCCAUAGCUGAGAAGCUCUGGAAAGACGUCAAGCAUAAUGAUCCCAGAUAUCGUGCAGGUGUCGUGUCGUUACCUUUUAAACGUCGAUUAUACUUCAGUUUAGGUCAUGUCUUCAGCGAUUUGUGCUAUAUUGUCUGGUCAAGCUACAUCCUCAUUUACUUCAACAAAGUCGUUGGUCUCUCACCGCCUAUUGUUGGUUAUCUUUUUAUGAUCGCGCAGUGCUCAGAUGCUUUUUUAACGCCAUUUAUCGAGGUUGGGAUGGUGCGGAUUUGCCCCAAGGUAUUUCCAAGUUAUGGCAGGAGAAAGCUGUGGCACUUGUUUGGUACAGUACUGGUGUUUCUGACAUGGCCGUUAAYCUUCAGUUCUUGCUUAGUGUGUAGUGAUAGCAUUUCACCAUCAGCUAAGCUUGGUUAUUAUUCUGCUGUUGUUGUGUUACUCCAUGUGGGAUGGUCUAUCGUACGUAUUUCACAUCUAUCGUUGAUGCCGGAUAUUGUUCAACCGAACGAUGAAGCAGAGUUGAAUGCUAUCAGGUCAUGGCUGUCGUUCAUCUUUGGGAUGAUUAUAUUCAGUAUCACGUGGAUUCUUCUUGGUCAAGCAGAUGGAGAGAAGGUUACAUCAGACCUUAAGCAGCAAUUCACAACCCUUAGUUUAACUUUGGUUGGGCUUGGCCUGGUGUUCUCUUUUUUCUUCCACUGGGGAACCGUCGAACCUGACACCAGAAACUGUCGGACUCAAAGAAGCACACCAGGUGAUAUCAAAGCCAAAACCCGAAAGGCCUCAUCCAGGGACCUCUGUGUGCUCCGUAGACACACUGAGAGUAGCAUCUCUCUAAGUCAACUGGCUGAGCAAGGGUCCGGUGUUCAGAAUGAGAGUGGUGAUGAUCAGGACGAAGGUCCAUCCCGUACAUGGCGUCAGUGGCUUAAUGAUUAYGACUUGUGUAAGGUAGCUGUGGUAUACGUAUGUUCACGCGUCGUCAGUACAGUCUUACAGCUGUACAUCGUGUUUUACGUCACAGAUUCUUUGGGUUUUACCAAGGAAGCGAUUGCCUACUUCCCCAUGGCUUUGCUAAUCACUGAGGUAGUGGGCAACACUUUGGGGACGAGUAUUCGUAAAGUGCUUGGAAACAAGUGGACGUUCUGCGCAGCCUCCGUCGUUGUUUUCCAAUCCUGUGUUUGGUUUCAACUGCAGUCAAAGACAGGAGAGAACUUUGUCUUUCUGUCUUCAAUCUUAUUUGGAGCGAGCAGCUCUAUCAUGAUGGCUACUUCUCUUUCCAUGCUGGCAGAUCUGGCGAAGAAGGAUAAGAGAUCCAGUGGGUUCAUCUACUCAACCAUGGGAUUCUUUGAUAAGAUUUUGGUCGGCCUUUUUAUUCUGAUUAUAMAGAGAAACUACCCGGAUGGGAUUGGCUGUACUACUUGUGGUAACUACGCUCGUUUAGUGAUUACGUUGACACCUUCUGUGUUUACAGCCAUUGCUCUUGUCGUCGUUAUUUUUACUUCCAAAACCAACGUCUUCAUUUCUUGUAAAGAUUUGGCAAACCAAGAAGACCAGUGGACGCAAACAGACAUCGAUGCCCCACCACAAGCAUCAAAUCAAGCUAUUGACAGGAUCUACAUCAUCAACGAAGAGAAUGACGUCACAAAGAGCAAUGACGACAUACAUAUCUCACGUGACGACAAAGAUGCUGCAAAGAUGCUUACCCAAGAUAAGGGCAUGCUAUGCCGGAGUGCCCCGGUUCUGAGCAUGCGUCGUAGCUUCAGCUUCCCUGCAACAGCUCCUAAAUCAUCCGUCCAUCACUCGAGCAUCCCUGAAUGUCAAACGCUAGAAAGUGUUUCUUUGGCAGUAGAAAAGGUUGUCGUUUUCUCUUUCGAUUCGGUCGUUGCUGGGGUUUCUGAGAGGACGUCCCUCCCGCCCGCGUUAUUGGAUGGAGACGAAGAGAAAACCGAUGGGAAAUAUUCGGAGAAUUUAUACCAAAAAGUUUCUUUAUUGCGGUCUACGGAGUUAUAAACUUCACUCCUGAAGUUUACGUCUACAGAUGAUUGCAUUUGCUAUUGAAUCAAAGAUCAACAGAAAUUUUGUAAAUCUUUUUAAUCCGCCCCAGUCUUCAUCGCUAGAACUAUUAAACAGGAUGCCCGCUUACUAAGUUCUAACUAGCUCUAACUAACUACUAACUAACUCUCUCUCUCUCUCUCUCUCUCUCUCUCUCUCUCUUUUUCUUUCUUUAUUUUUAUCACUCUCUCUCUAUAUAUAUAUCUCUCUUUCCAAUUCUUGCUCCACGAUUAGGGCAAAUAACUGCCUAAAGUUCGCAAGUAUUUGCUUUUAUCUUUCUCAUGGCUUAUAAUUCAUAAUCUAGAAGCAAUCCCAGGUUCCAGAUUACUAAACCAAAACUGAGGGGUGAAAAAGAAAAAAAAUAAAUUGGAAGGCAAGAUAAUUGUGCGUGACUUGUUUGAUCCUAGUGUCAAGAUGUUUAUAAGCAAUUUGCUUCAGCUGUUCGAGUGUGAAAAGCAUUUCAGUUGCUCGUCUUAAAAAUUCUCGAAAAAAGGCCAAUGUUUUWUUUCUUUGUUCCAACUCUUUUAAGAACAUUUUUAAUAAAAUAAAUACAUUAUUUGGUACAAAGAUUAAUCGGAAUUUUAUUUGUUAAAACAAUUCCUUGCGGCGGAAGAUUCUUGAAAGCACAUGUCAACAAUAGGAGCAGCACGUGAUUUGAUGCUUAGGGCUCGUGCCUCUUUCGUAAUCACUGGACCAUGAUUGGCUAAAAGACGUCACCUGAAUCGAUAAAAUUACCAUAUUGUCAGGGGACUCGAAAAGCGAAAUGAUAUACAAAUCCGGUGAUCAAAAACCAGCUGAGGUAUAUUAUGUAUUUGAACUCGGAAAACUAUAUGUUUUAUUCACAAUUAAAGGUAUUUGAUAGUGUCAA